CUGCGCGCUCCCGCUUCUUCUGUCAGUGAUCGCUUCGGCCGGGGAACGCAACGCGAUGCAGCCUCUCCCCGGAUCAGCCUGAGACAUGGGGGGAUUCCGCGGAGCGGGGGUCACCGUGUGCAGCUGCCUGCUGCUGCUGGUUAUGUGCACUGGGAGCCCAGCUUCUCAUUGCCGUAACAGUUUAGACUGUCCCCUGCACAAGAGGGAGGUUUGUCCUCCGGGCUCUACGGAGUGUGGCCCCUGUAUUCACGGAUACAAGGAAGACAGUGAAGGAAAAUGCGAGAAGGCAAAACCAGUGAAGGUGAGCGGCCCAGAAGAAGCCGUCAUCGACUACCUGGCCUCCAUGAUGGUGAAGCAGAACCCGCCACAUGCAGACUUUGCACAAGUGAACAGCACACCAUCCCAGGCUCCACCGCCUCCCAAUCUACCGGUGGAAAAGGGACCAUCAGGACGAAGUCACAUACCGGGGGCGCCUAGAACAACGGCACGACCUCCCAAUGAUGCCGUGCUGCUAGGUGUGGUGGUGGCCUGUGCGGUUGCCGGUCUCGUGGCUUUGAUUGUCGCUGGCGCAUGCUGGUGCAGGAUGCGAAAGGAUAUAAAGUUGGCAGAACGGACAGACUACCCCGCAUACAAGCAGUCUCCUCCCCCGCCAUAUGAGAAGUCGUCGCCCGGUGAUAAAAAAUUGGCACAAAAUGCCCAAAUGUAUCACUACCAACACCAAAAGCAGCAGAUGAUCUCGAUGGAGAAAAAUAAAGAUGAGCUGAAACACCCGGAUUCUGCCGUCACAUCAGACGAGGAGAACGAGGAUGGAGACUUCACAGUAUACGAGUGCCCAGGAUUAGCCCCAACAGGCGAAAUGGAGGUAAAAAACCCGCUCUUUGACGACUCCUCCCUGCACCACGCGACCAACGGCCCGCAUUAGACACCUCCUCCUGCAGACUCGUAUCCAAACCAAACCCAGUUCCGGAAAAAAUUGCUCUCAAGACGUGAACCAAACCCAGAGAUUUUACUGAGUGUGAUCAACCGUUCUUUUUUUUUUUUUUUUU
Molecule: messenger RNA, 1046 nt
Organism: Bufo gargarizans (Asiatic toad)
Lineage: Eukaryota; Metazoa; Chordata; Amphibia; Anura; Bufonidae
Gene: NPDC1
Product: neural proliferation, differentiation and control 1
Exons: 9
Coding region: 86-922 (278 amino acids)
Cellular component (GO): membrane
Source: RefSeq, a predicted model, not a curated record